Messenger RNA from Seminavis robusta, 534 nucleotides. NCBI's taxonomy places the organism in Eukaryota, Bacillariophyta, Bacillariophyceae, Naviculales, Naviculaceae. The record is from the annotation of a GenBank genome assembly.
AUGAUGGGCAUCAGAAACAGCCUCGGAUUGAGCACUCGUGAAGUGGAUAGCAGUAGCAAGCAUGACCACAGCACGUGUUGCAAUGAUGUGCAUACCUGCACCACCCGACAAUGCCCUACUCACAAGUUGCUGGAUCGUCUUGGGGGUAUGAUGGCUUUGCAAAGUAUUGUACAAGACUUUGGAAGCCGGAUAUCCAAUGAUGUGGACCUAGCCCCGUUUUUCCAAGGAGUUGACUACAAGCUGGUCUCUUCACACCAAAAGAUGUUCUUUGCCAUGGCACUAACAAAUGCACCUGACAAUGAAGCCAUGGAAACUACACUCAGAAGACAUCAUCAACACUUGUUUGCCCAACAAGGAUUGAAUGAGCAUCACUUUGAUUUGGUGGCCAAUCAUUUGAUGGAAUCCUUGGUCGCUCGUGGAUUUCAGUCUGACAUCCUGGAGGAGGUGGCAACCAUUAUGAAACCAAUGAGGCAACCAUUCCUGGUCCUGUCCAGAGAAGCCACUUUGAGCAAUUCCUUGGGACCAAAUGAAUGA